AUGAUGGACAUUCUGAAACAGAAGUUUCGAGACAGCUCGUGCUUGGCACAGCAGCUGAUGGACACCAAAGGGGCCUUCUUGUUGGAGCACAACAACGUGGUUGGAAGAGAUGCCUUCUGGUCAAAUAACUCCUUUGGCUCUGGGAAGAAUUGGCUGGGGGCCUUGCUGAUGCUGCGCCGAUCUGAACUUCUGAGACAAAUCCGUGCCGAGAAUGAUGAAUGGGCCCUUUGGCUGGUCGAUAAAGUGGACAUGCAGACCGGCCACACGUCUCCUGCCUGGAAUGACAUCGUGCAAGCGGCUACAGACUGCAUCGUCAAGGAAUUACGCCAAGUCGAUCGUCCAACUGGCAGCACCGACGCCGUGAGCGGGCAACGCUGCUCAACGAGCACUGCCGAUGCAGCCGGCAGCCAUCAAAGCAAGUUCACCCAGCUCAGUGAGCCCGGGACCACUGCGAUUCGCUCGAGCAAGGUGUCCAAGUCGGCUCAGUGGUUCUGGGAUGCGGGCGAGCCCGGCAGGCCGAACGAAAUGCCCUACGAAUCCGAGGCAAAUCUAAAGAUUGAGGAUGCCUUCCAGGAGAACAAGAAGGGAGCCUACAUUUUCGUGCCUUUGUCGUCUGGAGUGGGGGCAACCAUGUACCGCAUUGACUUCGCCAAAAUGUCAGCGACGACACCUGCAACGAGCGUGCAAUUCGUCGAGAAGAUGGAGAAUGUGGUGGUAACGAGAUCCAUCUCGUUCAAGUGUUAUCGAAGCCAGGAGCGCACCUCCUCGUCCAAAGCGCCAAGAGUCGAGGCCAGGCCCGCGACGCAGUGGUUCUGGCGCGACUACUUCAAGCAGGGCGAGUACACACCUUACGACGCCGCCGCAAACAUGAAAAUUGCCACGGCUUACGAGGUGCACGACAGCUUUGCUGGAAAUGCUUUUUUUGAUCAAGCAUAG
Molecule: messenger RNA, 936 nt
Organism: Symbiodinium sp. CCMP2592
Lineage: Eukaryota; Dinophyceae; Suessiales; Symbiodiniaceae
Source: the annotation of a GenBank genome assembly